This is a messenger RNA of Neodiprion fabricii, 1008 nucleotides long. It is a transcript of the gene RabX6, whose product is annotated as GTP-binding protein YPT6. The transcript is spliced from 3 exons. NCBI's taxonomy places the organism in Eukaryota, Metazoa, Arthropoda, Insecta, Hymenoptera, Diprionidae. Bases 181 to 804 code for a protein of 207 amino acids. The record is from RefSeq and is a predicted model, not a curated record. Gene Ontology annotation, molecular function: GTPase activity; GTP binding.
GAGCUUAGCGAAACUUCUAUGACUGAACAAAGAUGCUGAAAUCUGCGCGAAUAUUUUUUAAUUGUCAGGAAUACGCAUAUGUACGCAUGCAUAAAUGUGUGUAGUUAUAAUCGGUAAUAAUACGCGUGGGAAAUAUAACCCGUUAAACAAUGAUUGGUAGUAUUGUUUUGAUGUAAACAAAUGGCCACCAUCAAGGUAACCGAACAAAAGGUGAUUUUAUGUGGCGAAUACGGGGUCGGGAAAAGUUCGAUAUUUAGGCGAUUCGCGAACAAUACCUUCGUCUCAAACAAUGAUAGAAAAUCGACUUUGGGACUUGACAAUAUCAACAAACAGUACACCAUUGACGAAAAAACGAUUCGCCUGCAGUUAUGGGACACAGGAGGAAUGGAGAGGGUUGCCUCUAUAACAUCCAGCUACUACAAAUUUGCAGAGGCGGCAAUAUUGGUCUUUUCGCUUGACAAUCCGACCUCCUUUCACCUCCUCUCACAGCACCUUCUUGACAUUGUAACUUACGCGGAAAACGCUAAGAUAUUCCUUUGCGGGAACAAGAGCGACUUGGAAAGCGUUGAUCCUCAGGUCACAGAUGUGGAAAUGGAACAAUUCUGUGAACAGUGUCACAAUUUGAUAUCGGCGACGUACAAAACGUCGUGUAAAACGGGGCAUGGGGUUGAUGAAAUGUUUGAAGAUAUUGCACGCCAUUUGGUCGAGGCAAACAGAUCGCGUAUGGAACUGCACGAUAUGGACAAGGACCACUUCAAAAUCACAAGUUCCGACGAAAUCGACGAGCCAUCCUGCUUGUGCUAAUUUUGAUUCAGCUUUUAAUGCCCAGAACACGUUUCUCUAGUCAACUCAAGAGGAAACGGAUUUCAAUUUAAAAAUGCAUGAUUUAUGUCAUGACAAACGCUGGCUGAGCAUAUAUUAAUAUUAUAAUAAUUUAUUGACGGAGGAUGAAUGAUGUGUGGCGAUUUGAUAAAUUUUCAAAAUAAAAAUUUAUUCAUUUAUCAUAAA